Messenger RNA from Centruroides sculpturatus (bark scorpion), 1157 nucleotides. Its product is annotated as 6-pyruvoyl tetrahydrobiopterin synthase-like. The transcript is spliced from 6 exons. Gene Ontology annotation, biological process: tetrahydrobiopterin biosynthetic process. Gene Ontology annotation, molecular function: 6-pyruvoyltetrahydropterin synthase activity. NCBI's taxonomy places the organism in Eukaryota, Metazoa, Arthropoda, Arachnida, Scorpiones, Buthidae. Bases 465 to 863 code for a protein of 132 amino acids. The record is from RefSeq and is a predicted model, not a curated record. Gene Ontology annotation, cellular component: mitochondrion.
GAUCCCAGAUCUCCAGAGUCAAGUCGAAAACCCCAGAAAUUUUUUAAGGAGGUCGUUCCCAUUCCUCACCAUUCGGUCACCCCAUUAUGGGCCUGGCCGAAUCCAUAAUGGAUUAGCUAAAAAAAUAUUUUGUGUUCAAGGACUGGAAAGAACUCAGAAAAGAUUCCCACUGACUGCAGGUAGAAUUGUUCUACCUGCACUAGACGGUAAAAUUGCUGUAUUAAGACAAUAGCACGUUUUGAUUCCAGAAUAGAACGAUAAAUUAAAAUUAAUUAAAAUUUAAUUUUCUUCAUUAUUGAGGGGAAAGGAAAAUACUGUACUACAUAUGAUAAUUUUUCCAGCGCCCUCUAUGGAUUUUUUCAAUAAACAUUACGUAAUUUGUUUUUGCCGCCAAAAUAUAUCGCUAGACGCACGUGACUAGUUUUAACAUCUGCAGCAAUUAACACAUUUUAACAUAUUUAAAAAUGAGUGCAAAUAUCGAAAGUAAAUCUCCUGUUGUGUUUCUGACACGUACAGAAACUUUUAGUGCCUGCCAUAGAUUGAAUAGUCUAGCAUUGACAGAAGAAGAAAAUCAGAAAUUAUAUGGAAAAUGCAACAAUUUAAAUGGUCAUGGACAUAAUUAUAAAGUGGAAGUUACAGUAAAAGGAAAGGUUGAUAAAAUAACUGGAAUGGUUAUGAAUUUAGCUGAUUUGAAAAACUACAUGAAUAUAGCAAUUAUGGAUAUAUUAGAUCAUAAAAAUCUGGAUCAAGACAUACCAUAUUUCAAAAAUAAAGUCAGAAAAACAUCAAAAAAAGGGGAUUCUUUAGUAUCAUUCAGGAAGUAUGCCAGAAGAUCCCAAGGAGGACAGACGUAUUCCAUAUAAACUCCCUACAGCCAAUGCCCAAUGCCCAUAUUCGACUCCCAUAGUUCAUAUAAGGUUUGUUAAUAAGUUUUUAAAUAGAAGAAAAUGUUUAUUUAUGUGCUGUCAAAGAACUAACCAAGAACAAGAACAUUCACCCAGAACCUAAAAUAUAGAAGAAGAAAAACAUAUUUUGAAGUAGUAUGGUUUUAAUUGAAGUUGUAAUCUCUCUCUCUGAGACAUUCCAUAAUUAUAGUUUGAGAAUUCGAUUUUGUAAUUUAUUUCUUGUUUAUUAAAUUUUUGAUAUUUUAUAUUAAA